Molecule: messenger RNA, 2254 nt
Organism: Chrysoperla carnea
Lineage: Eukaryota; Metazoa; Arthropoda; Insecta; Neuroptera; Chrysopidae
Gene: Hk
Product: voltage-gated potassium channel subunit beta-2
Exons: 13
Coding region: 503-1711 (402 amino acids)
Biological process (GO): potassium ion transport; regulation of potassium ion transmembrane transport
Cellular component (GO): cytoplasm; voltage-gated potassium channel complex
Molecular function (GO): transmembrane transporter binding; potassium channel regulator activity; voltage-gated potassium channel activity
Source: RefSeq, a predicted model, not a curated record
AGUCAAUGUGAUGUGUUUGAACAUAUCUUGUUUAAGUGUCCCCUGUAUAUUAUCCACAUAUUGUUGUAAACACGCAACACGACAGGAGAUAAAUCAAUAAUGCUGCACGAUUUGAAAAGUGAUUGACAAGUUUUGGAACUACACAUUCAAACUGGCACAUCAGUUUUGGUUCUCGUACCCGCCGCCAGGCGCGGGAAGCGCUAGUGGAAAUAAAGAUAAACAAGCCCAAACAGAAGAAGAAAAACAGCGGUCCCAACGAGAACAACGACAAUUGGAUCACGAUUAUAGUGUAAAGGAACAGCAACGCACUCAACGUGAACAAUGGGAAAUACGCCAAUUAGAUCAUGAUUUGUUACAACAGAGACACAAUGAACAGCAACGUAUUGAACGAAAUCGUGUAGAAGAAAUUGAAAAAGAAAAAGAACGUGAACGUAGUCGAUGUGAUUAUGAUGAUGACAGUUUAUUAUCAAUUUGCAGAGCGCCAAUAGCAAGCUUAGACUGUAUGGAGGAAUUCAGUGCAGGUAGUGCACCAAGUGGUCUAGGGGAUAUAACCAUCACCAAAGAACAAUUAUUACUUUCUGGGCUAAGUCAAGCAGCCGUAAAUGCUACGGGUCCAAAUCCAUCACAACUGGCUCGGCAAGGUUCUGUCACACCAGGAUUGCGAUAUCGCAAUCUUGGAAAAUCGGGGCUUCGCGUAUCAAAUGUUGGACUAGGUACUUGGCCAACAUUCAGUCCAGGAGUUACUGAAGAGCAGGCUGAACAAGUACUUCUUCUAGCCGUUGAUAGUGGUAUCAACGUAUUUGACCUUUCAGAAGCACACUCAGGUACACGAGCUGAAACAGAACUAGGACGCAUUUUACAAAGACGAGGAUGGAAACGAACGAGUUAUAUUGUUACUACUAAAAUUUACUGGAGUACAAAAUCCGACGAACGAGGUUUAUCAAGAAAGCAUAUCAUUGAAAGUGUUAAAGCAAGUUUAUUUCGUCUUCAAUUAGCUUAUAUAGAUGUAGUUAUUGUUCAUAAAGCAGAUCCCAUGUGCCCUAUGGAAGAGGUUGUGAGAGCUAUGAAUUAUGUUAUAUCCCAAGGAUGGGCUAUGUAUUGGGGGACUGCAAGAUGGUCGCCAGUAGAGGUCAUGGAAGCUUACACCAAUUGCCGACAGUUUAAUUGCGUAACUCCAAUUAUGGAACAAGCCGAAUAUCACAUGUUUUGUCGGGAAAAAACUGAGCUUUAUAUGCCAGAAUUGUACAAUAAAAUUGGCGUAGGUUUGAUGGCAUGGUCUCCUAUUACCAUGGGUAUUUCUCAGAAAGAUGAUACGCUUUUAUUUUCACGAUCAAGCUUUAAAAAUAAGUAUAGUUCAUUUUCAUGGACGGAAGAUGAAACAGCAGCAGCAAAUAAAGAAAGUUAUACUUGGCUUAAAGAUCGACUACAACCUGAAGAAUCACGGCGUCAAUCUGAUAAGUUACGAGACAUAGCUAAUUUGGCUGAAAAAUUAGGUUGUACUAUUUCACAAUUGGCAGUUGCCUGGUGUCUUAAAAACGAAUCUGUACAGUGUCUUUUACUUGGAGCAUCUACGGUUGAGCAACUUUAUGAAAACAUUCAGUCGUUGCAGUUGUUACCGAAAUUAAAUACAACAACAAUGGCUGAAAUUGAACGAAUAUUAGAAAAUAAACCUUCAAGGCCACCAAUGGUGUCAACUCUGGCGCUUAGAUGACAAUCAAUGUGCCCACCUGGAUCCAUUAGCAGUGGUGGUGGUCCGGGUGGGCAAAGUAAUGCUGAAAGUCCUAAAGAAAUUGAUGAAAUAAGCAAUGCUGAAACAGAACCUAAAGAAAAUCAAAAAUUACCAUUUUGUGAAAUUCAGUGACAAAAGGUUAGCGAGUUAAUUAAAACUCGAAAAUCGAAGAAGAAACAAGAAAAGAGUCCUGAUAAAUCAUCAGAUGAUAUCAGUCCAAUAAAUCCUAUUCAAAUGGUCACUGCUAAAAAAUUAAGUAAAAACAAUGAUAUAAGUCCAGUAAAGGUAUGAAACCAAAACUGUUAUUUAAUUAACUUUUCUACAUAAAAAUGUCUUCAAUAUGAAAUUUAUUUGCACCGCUACAAUAAACAAAAAUAAUAAGCUUAAGUACCGCGCUCCAAAGUAAGUAAGUGCAAUGAUUCAAUGAUUUAAUAACUAACACUAUUUAUUCACAUAGUAAUGGAGUACGCUGAGAAAUUUUGUAUCUGCAGAAAAAAAAAAUUUAAACGUUCAAUAAAAUCCAAG